Messenger RNA from Gossypium arboreum, 2936 nucleotides. Its product is annotated as pentatricopeptide repeat-containing protein At4g32450, mitochondrial-like. The transcript has 3 exons. Bases 187 to 2238 code for a protein of 683 amino acids. Lineage: Eukaryota; Viridiplantae; Streptophyta; Magnoliopsida; Malvales; Malvaceae. Gene Ontology annotation, biological process: RNA modification. Gene Ontology annotation, molecular function: RNA binding; zinc ion binding; protein binding. The record is from RefSeq and is a predicted model, not a curated record.
AUAGGCGCCGCUUGACAUCCAAAAGAGCAGCGAAUGAUCCCAACCCAAAUUAUUGGUUUUUACCCAGCCCAAUAAAAAAAACCUAAAAACCAAUAGCCUUCUGUAACUCUAACGACGCCUAGAAACUCCUCUCUGCACCGCCACCGGCAUCCAGGUGAAGCUUUGAGGUAUCAAAGCAACGCAUCAAUGUCCAGCAAGAGGGUUUGGGCUCUGACCUUCAACUAUCUCACCGCUUUAUCUAGGGUACGUUCGGCACGACGUUUCCCUCGUUCUGUCACACAUUUCAAUAAGUUUCUCAGCACUGCUCCUGAAAGGUGGGAUUUUCGUAGCCCUAGUAGGACCUCUCAGUUUGAGAAUUCUCCUUAUGAUACCCCAACUUCACUAGUUUAUGAGCAGAAACAAAAUGGACAGGCCUUAAACCCAAACCAGGGUUUUGAGGUAUGCCCUACGGAUGAUAAUACGAGGAGUUCAGGUUGGGACAACCGUAAUAGCUAUUAUGGUGGUUUGCAGCCAACGGGAAAUCAGAUGGGUUCCGUGGGUCAAACUGGAAACUUCGGUUGGUAUCACCAUAGCAAUGAGGCAACUAAUGGGAACUUAGGGACAAAUCCGAAUGGAAUAUAUGAAAAUGGUUCUUGGAAGGGCGCUGAGCAAGGGUGUCAUCAGAAUCAUGAUGGAAUGCACUGGGAAAACAACAGAUAUGAACUGCAGAAUAACUCAGUUUACAGAAAAGGAAACUUUAGAGGAUGCGAGACUAAUGCUCAAAAUACUUCCAAUAUGCAGAAUCAAGUAGGUUCAUAUUGGGAAGGGCCUCCAGAGAUUAGACAGAAUCAAUUGGACCUUAAUUUACAAAGGUUUCCAGAAUCCCAAGGAAGCCAAAUGGAUUUGCAAUGCACAAAUUUCAGCCAGUACCGGGAGAAUCCACAAAAUAUUUAUAAUUUUAAUUCUUAUGGUCAAGUAACAAGUAACUUUAAUUUUUAUGGUCAAGCAUCUGCUACUUCUAAUCCCAAUGAAGGCUUAACUGAGGUUUCUGAAUCUAGCACUAAUAAUGCUACGGUAGAGAAGCUGGAGGAAUUUUGCAAUAAAGGAAAUGUUAAAGAAGCUGUAGAAGUUUUGGUGUUGAUGAAACAGCAAGGUAUUCCUGUGGAUUUAGCCCAAAUUUUGCAGUUAAUGAAGGCAUGUGGGGAAGUGAAAGCUUUACAAGAAGCGAAAACUUUUCAUGAACACCUCAUAGGAUCAUUUUCACCUCUCAAAAUAAGCAUCUAUAACAGGAUUUUAGAGAUGUACUUAAAGUGUGGUUCUACAGAUGAUGCAUUUGAUGUGUUUGAAAAGAUGCCUAGGCGCAAUCUGACAUCUUGGGAUACUAUGAUAACAGGGCUUGCUAGGAAUGGGCUAGGGGAGGAUGCCCUUGAUCUGUUCUCUCAGUUUAAGCAGGCAGGCUUGAAACCAGAUGCCAAAAUGUUCCUUGGAGUGUUUUACUCUUGUGGUGUUGUUGGUGAUAUUAAUGAAGGAAUGCUUCACUUUUUGUCGAUGAGCAGUGAUUAUGGUAUUAUCCCAUCCAUGGAGCAUUAUGUGGGUGUUGUUGACAUGCUGGGGAGUACAGGGCAUUUGGAUGAAGCAUUGGAAUUCAUCGAAAAUAUGCCAUCUGAAGCCAGUGUUGAUGUCUGGGAAACUUUAAUGAAUCUCUGCAGAAUUCAUGGGCACUUGGAACUUGGGGAUCUUUGUGCUGAGCUGGUGAAUCAGCUAGAUGCCUCUCGUUUGAAUGACCAAUCUAAAGCAGGUCUCAUUCCUUUGAAAGAUUCAGACCUUAAAAAGAAUGAGAAGAAGAAAUUGGCAAGUCAAAGUCCUCUUGAAGUCAGUAGCAGGGUCAACGAGUAUCGGGCAGGAGAUACAUCACAUCCUGAGAAUGAUAGAAUCUAUGCUCUGCUUAGACGUUUGAAAGAACACAUGAAAGAAGCUGGUUAUGUUCCCGAAACAAGAUUUUGUUUGCACGAUAUAGAUCAGGAAAGUAAGGAAGAAGCUCUUCUUGCUCAUAGUGAGAGACUUGCUCUUGCUAAUGGUCUCCUCACCAGUCCAGCUCGUGGACAGAUUCGUAUUAUCAAGAACCUUCGUGUUUGUGGUGAUUGUCAUGCUGCAUUUAAGAUCAUGUCAAAGAUUGUUGGCAGAGAGAUCAUAAUGCGAGAUGCUAAGAGGUUUCAUCAUUUCAAUGAAGGGUUGUGUUCUUGUCGAGAUUUUUGGUGACAAAAUAGAACUUGAGAACAUCCGAGUACCUGGGAAUCAAAUAUGGAACCAGCCAAAUUUACUUUUCUGGCCUGUGUCUCCCCAGAGAGGGAAAGCUGCUAUCGGUUAACCUGCUUCUUCCACAAACGAGAUGUGAAAGCUUCAAUUACUUCUGAACAUGGGUGUUAGGAAAGGCAGUACGAAAUUUAUUGGAAGGGCUGUUUGGUUGAUGAUGAAUGUUCUUUUAUGCUAGAGACCAAUUUUAGUGCAUUCGUCCGGGGUAACCUGACUGAAAAAGCUUAACUUAGCUGCGUAGCAACCAAACCACCAGCGAAUGAACAUGAUGGUCAAUUCCUUGGGGAGCUGUAUUUAAUGAACAUAGUUCCUCUUCCUCUCCCAUUUGACUUCCUAAACUGCUAACCAAUAGUCAUCUGAAUAUACAAUAUUUAUUCGGAGUGACUGAUAUUUUUGAUAGCUCAGAUAAUAAGAUUAUCUCCGAUAUAUUUUAUCGAUUGAAGAAAAUACAAGUGUUUUGAACAUGGCGAUGAUAUUUCUCAACAAACUUGUAGUAGUAUUUGUUAUUAUUGUUUAGUGCAUGUGAGAUUAAGCAGUAGUAUUUGUUAACAAACAGUGAUCUGGGUUUCACAAGUAGCAGCUGCUGUUACUUGUGCCGACCAGUGGUUAAAAAGAAGGGCAUGAAAACUUGAAUGUUGAUUUAA